CGAUACGUGGCCGCCGCCUGUUCCCGCUGAGGAGGCGCAGCAGCCGGAGAUGGCGGCGGUGCUGAACGCAGAGCGACUGGAGGUCUCUGUCGACGGCCUCACGCUAAGCCCAGACCCGGAGGAGCGGCCCGGUGCGGAGGGCGCUCCGCUACUGCCACCGCCGCUGCCGCCACCCUCACCUCCGGGGUCUGGCCGGGGCCUGGGCGACGCAGGGGAGCAGCCUGAGCCUGGGGAGGCGGCGGCUGGGGGCGCGGCGGAGGAGGCGCGGCGGCUGGAGCUGCACUGGGGCUUUGGCCUGGAGGAGCUGUACGGCCUGGCGCUGCGCUUCUUCAAAGAAAAAGAUGGAAAAGCAUUUCAUCCAACUUACGAAGAAAAACUAAAACUCGUGGCACUGCAUAAGCAGGUUCUUAUGGGUCCAUAUAAUCCAGACACUUGUCCUGAGGUUGGAUUCUUUGAUGUGUUGGGGAAUGAUAGGAGGAGAGAAUGGUCAGCCCUGGGAAACAUGUCAAAAGAAGAUGCCAUGGUAGAGUUUGUCAAGCUCCUAAAUAGAUGUUGCCAUCUCUUUUCAACAUAUGUUGCAUCCCACAAAAUAGAGAAGGAAGAGCAAGAAAAAAAAAGGAAGGAGGAGGAGGAGCGAAGGAGGCGUGAAGAGGAAGAAAGAGAGCGUCUACAAAAGGAGGAAGAGAAGCGUAGAAGAGAAGAAGAAGAAAGGCUUAGACGGGAGGAAGAGGAGAGGAGGCGAGUAGAAGAAGAGAGGCUUAGGUUGGAACAGCAAAAGCAGCAGAUAAUGGCAGCUUUAAACUCCCAGACUGCCGUGCAGUUCCAGCAGUAUGCAGCCCAGCAAUAUCCAGGGAACUACGAACAGCAGCAAAUUCUCAUCCGCCAGUUGCAGGAGCAGCACUAUCAGCAGUAUAUGCAGCAGUUGUAUCAAGUCCAGCUUGCACAGCAACAGGCAGCAUUACAGAAACAACAGGAGGUAGCAGUAGCUGGGGCUUGUUUGCCUACGUCAUCAAAAGUGAAUGCAGCUGUAACAAGUGAUAUGAUGUCAGUUAAUGGACAGGCCAGAACCCAUACUGACAACUCUAAGAAAGAACUGGAACCUGAAGCUGCAGAAGAAGCCUUGGAAAAUGGACCAAAAGACUCUCUUCCAGUAAUAGCAGCUCCAUCCAUGUGGACACGACCCCAGAUCAAAGACUUUAAAGAGAAGAUACGGCAGGAUGCUGAUUCUGUGAUUACAGUGGGCCGAGGAGAAGUGGUCACUGUUCGAGUACCUACCCAUGAAGAAGGAUCAUAUCUCUUUUGGGAGUUUGCUACAGACAAUUAUGACAUUGGGUUUGGGGUAUAUUUUGAAUGGACAGACUCUCCAAACACUGCUGUCAGCGUGCAUGUCAGUGAGUCCAGUGAUGACGACGAGGAAGAAGAAGAAAACAUCAGUAGUGAAGAAAAAGCCAAAAAGAAUGCCAACAAGCCUCUGCUGGAUGAGAUUGUGCCUGUGUACCGACGGGACUGUCACGAAGAAGUGUAUGCUGGCAGCCACCAGUAUCCAGGGAGAGGAGUCUAUCUCCUCAAGUUUGACAACUCCUACUCUUUAUGGAGGUCAAAAUCAGUCUACUACAGAGUCUAUUAUACUAGAUAAAAAUGUUAUUACAGAGUCUGGAGUCGGGUUGAGCAGAAGAUGGCAUUUAAUUUUGAAAAUUUCUUUUUGACUUUGUGGAGCAUUGGAGUCAUUGUUGAUUGAUUUGGUCUGAUGGUUUGUGAACUCUUGUUGGGAAUCAGGAUUUCCCUGAGACCCUUUAACAUUAAUACUUUGGGGCUAAAGGGAUCCCUCAGACUCAUCCAGCCCUUGGGCACUGACCAGCAGAGUCUCUAGUGGAUGCUGAAGUUACAUGAACUAUGUGUUAAAUCUCCAAAAUAAAACGUCCCAACGCUGACCCCACCCGGCUAAUGGUUAGUCCACUGCUGCCUGUUCUGUGUGUUUUAUGAGAGCCCAUACUCACAUUGCCCUCUGAUUUUGAAAUUUUUAUGUUAAGUAGGCUAUAUGUGAUGUAGCUGGCUUUGACUGAAGGUCACCAUUUUUGAAACCUUGAAAACUCAAGACCUUGCUGAUUAUAAUAGAAAAAGAAAUUAUCUCAAUUUGAUCUUAUUCUGAAUGACCCAGAUUAUUUUUGCUUCUGGUACAGUUGUUUAGUUCAGUUAUAUUAUAGAUCAUUAUUUUCUGAGAUAAUUUCAACCUAGAAUGUUCAAACCCAGUUGACAGUUGAUGUAUCAAGAUGCAUAGAACACCUCAAACAUCCUUCUCAGCGAGCCUCCACAAAUUUUUUUUCUCUUCAUCUCUUUUUCAGACUACCAGUAGCAAAGCAAAAUAAUUUUUGUCUUGAUUUGGCUUUAUAGAUCAUCUGAAAUUGGAACUGUUUUCUGCAUAACUGUACAGUUAGGGAUUUUGUAAAAUUAUAUUGACACCUACUGAAUUUGAAUAUUUAAAAUCAUUUUAAUAUAAUUUAGUGAUGGGGAAUAACAUUGCACUAAUAUGGAAAUCACUGCCAGAAACAGUCCAUUUUCAUUUUUGUUACUACUUAGGCACAAACCCUACAUGAUUCCUGUUUGGAAUUACUUACUACAGAGAAUUGGAAAUACACGUGCACAUGCUUAAAUUUUAUAGCUUUAAUCUGUAUUAUGUCUUUAUUGAUGAGAAGAGGUACAUCUUUGUUUUCCUCACCGAAAACAAGUAUGAAUUAGUUGCCUCAAAAUGUAUAUGUGAUUGUCUAGUCUAGAGAUUCUUGUUUUCAGAAGGGAGUGUAGUGUAGAUAGGAAAUCACAGAGAUGACAAUACACACACCAUUGUUAUUGUAGGUUGUUUUUGGAAUACUUAGAUUUUUUAAUUUCAAAUCAUAAAUCACUUCUUGUAGAAGGGUUUCUGUUGAUUAGCUGCAUUAUAUUCAGUUCACUGCACAAUGAGUUGUUUGUGUUUCUUACGUACUGCAUUUCUUUCUAUUUUUUAAUACCUGGUUUUGUACAUACCUAACUCUUUUCUCUUUUGAUUGUUCAAAAAUUGGAUUAUUUUCUCUUAAGCAUUGCUUAAUUUGUGUUUUUUUUAUUUUGAUUUGGAAGUAGUUCAUAGGUGUCCUCGCUGUUACAUCCAGAAUGUCUGUCAGGCUGUCCUUCAGCUCUCAUGUCCACAUAGCAUAGAAACUAUGGGGUGAGGCACUGCCUGGCUUUGUUUUUUUGUUUUUUUUAAUGAGAAAAAUACUGUAUUUAAAAUGUAAAAUAAACUUUUAAAAAGCAGGCACUAAUAUAUAUUUCUUCCAGGUUUUGAUUACAGAUUUUGUCCUUACACAUGUUAAAAUGAAUUACCUUCUGAAAAUACCAUUGUUCUUGGGAGCAGUAUGUUACUUUACAUAGCAGCAGCAGUUCCUGUCACUUGUCAUGUCAGAACAUUUUUGGUUUUAAACUUUUUUAUUGCCUUUGGCUGUUGAUUAGUACAGUACAAGUGCUAUUUCAAAAAGAUCUUGGAAUAAUAUAUAUAAUCAAUUAAAAUGUUUAUCUGU
Messenger RNA from Orycteropus afer afer, 3545 nucleotides. It is a transcript of the gene ACBD3, whose product is annotated as acyl-CoA binding domain containing 3. NCBI's taxonomy places the organism in Eukaryota, Metazoa, Chordata, Mammalia, Tubulidentata, Orycteropodidae. The record is from RefSeq and is a predicted model, not a curated record. Gene Ontology annotation, molecular function: fatty-acyl-CoA binding. Gene Ontology annotation, cellular component: Golgi membrane.